Cucurbita pepo subsp. pepo (vegetable marrow) is the source of this 1184-nucleotide messenger RNA. Its product is annotated as AT-hook motif nuclear-localized protein 18. Gene Ontology annotation, cellular component: nucleus. The record is from RefSeq and is a predicted model, not a curated record. Gene Ontology annotation, biological process: vegetative to reproductive phase transition of meristem. Lineage: Eukaryota; Viridiplantae; Streptophyta; Magnoliopsida; Cucurbitales; Cucurbitaceae. Gene Ontology annotation, molecular function: DNA-binding transcription factor activity; minor groove of adenine-thymine-rich DNA binding.
UUCUUCCCCCAAACCCUUAGCCCCCAAAACACUACAAAAAGCUCCUCAUCCAUGGCUACCCAAUUCAUAUCCAUGGCUACCCACAUCAUUAUCAAGAACAACAAGAACAAUCUCAUGAUUUAGGUCUUCAAAAACCCUCAAAAUUCAAACCCAUUUACAAAAUUCCUCAAAGAAAAAGAAUUUUUGUUUGAAUUUUCAAAAUGGAUGGAAUUUCACCCCACAAUCGCCCUCUUCCUCCUCUUUUUCUCUCCAAAGAUCUCCACCUCCACCAUGGGUUAUUUCACCACCACCAAAACUCCGACGAUGACGCCGCCGCUGGAUCUAGUGGUUCUAAGAGAGAUCGGGAGGAGGAAAACCCAAUCACGGCUGUGGCAACGGCGGCGGACAGUAAGGAAUUGUCUAAUUCCUCUUCUCGACGGCCACGUGGCCGACCAGCUGGCUCCAAAAACAAGCCGAAGCCGCCUAUUAUUAUCACUAGAGACAGCGCCAACGCUCUCAGAUCCCAUCUCAUUGAAAUCGCCUCCGGCUCCGACAUCGUCGACGCUCUCACCACCUUUGCGCGGCGGCGUCAACGCGGCGUUUGUAUUUUAAGCGCUACCGGAACUGUCACCAACGUCAAUCUCCGGCAGCCGGCUUCUCCUGGCGCUGUCAUCAAUUUACAUGGCAGAUUUGAAAUUCUCUCCCUCUCUGGCUCCUUCCUCCCACCGCCGGCUCCCCCGGCCGCCUCCGGGCUGACCGUUUACUUAGCUGGCGGGCAGGGGCAGGUGGUGGGUGGGAACGUAAUCGGCCCAUUUUUGUCCUCCGGUCCGGUGAUUAUUAUGGCGGCUUCUUUUGGUAAUGCGGCGUAUGAACGACUCCCGAUUGAUGACGACGACGAAACUUCUCCGGCGGCGGAGAUGACUGGACAACCGGCGGUGACCCCACCGCCGCCGCAAUUGUUGGGGGAUCCUAAUGGGGGAUUGUUUCAUGGGGUGGCGCAGAAUGUUGUGAAUUCUUCAUGCCAAUUGCCGACGGAGGCGGCGGCGGCGGCGGCGGCGCUUUGGAGAGGAGGUCGGCCACCGUAUUGAAAGUGUAACCUUUUGGGGUUUGAUUAGCUUUCUUUUUCAAUUUUAUUUCAUCUCAGCUUCUAAAUUUCUGCAAAUAAUUAUCAAUUUUUGAUUUGGGGUUUAGUUUUUCAAUCAUCA